GCCAGAUACUGCUACUUCUACCACCACCACCACUGCUACAUAGACCCUCUGGCUCCUCUCCGCCCCGCCGCCCUACCAUGGUACCGCCGCCCGCACCAGCUGCUUGGCCGCCCGUCCGCCGCCCGUCACUACCGCUCUCCUCAUUUGCACGUCGCUGACGACAUGCCGCGCCCAUAUCGACAUCACCGAGCCCAUUCCACGCCCGCCAAGGCCUCCCACUGCGGCCCUUCAAGCGCCUCGUCGCUCCUGCUGCCAGUGCCCUCGAGUCCCUUCGCCCACGGGCAUGUCCCUGCUUGGUGAGCAUGACCUGCUACGCCCUCUGGCUGUCCUGAACCGCCUUGUGUCGGAACACGACUUGCCCAGAGCUACACUGCUCGCCGUCCGAGUCCCUUUAGGCGCCCGUACAUGUCGUAUACUUGUGGCAGCCUCCAUCUGCUAUCCAUACCCUCUCUCUCGACCGUCCUGGGGUAUCCACGCAUCAAAGAGGGCAAGGCGAGGGCUGAUGGAGAAAGUUGGAGACCCUGCCCGACCAAACAACAAGCCGUCUGUGGUCCCGAGUCAGUCAUGGAGGAGAAUAGGAGGCAUGCAAUAUAUCGCAAGCACUUCUCGUUCGCGACGGAAUACUUGGCCGCGCCCACUUGUCCAUAACCUUGUCAGCAUUCACUCCCGAAGAAUACGCGGACGCAGACAUGAACAUAGUCCCCAUCUAACAGACUUGCUUACUGUGCCACGGACACGGCGUCUAGCCAUUUAUGCCUGGGCUAUGAUGGAGAAAGAACAAGCCCAUGCUGUUGUUAAAGUUGAAUUAGGUGUCCAAGUGGCUUGUUACGCCUUUGCUAGACACGAGCGACGUCCACUACAAGUGGCAUGUAUGUUCAUGGGAAGGCAUUUGAGGAAUUCAAGUGUAGUGUCCAAGACCAUAACUUGGGGCACAAAGCCACCAUGUUAUACCAGUCCACCAGUCUUUGUCAUUGUGCAUGAGCCGAGUACAAACCCUUUUGGGCGCGUGUAUGGGAAGGGGGGGAGCGCGCAGAAACACCAACACCACACCACACCACGCCACACGACGACAAAACACCCAUGACAACAACUCACAACAACACUAUCGAUUAAAGUGCCGAAUAGAUUAAAGAUGAGUAAGAUUUUAAAAUCACACUCGCGCAAAUGUAAUCUCAUGCUCAUCGUAUAUCCAUGCAUGAACACGACGUCGACGACGACGACUAAACAUUAAGUACGAGGGUUAAGAGG
Molecule: messenger RNA, 1248 nt
Organism: Exserohilum turcica Et28A
Lineage: Eukaryota; Fungi; Ascomycota; Dothideomycetes; Pleosporales; Pleosporaceae
Exons: 1
Coding region: 284-1084 (266 amino acids)
Source: RefSeq, a predicted model, not a curated record